AUGGUCUGGGGUUUGGCUGGAUCUAUUUUGCGUGCUGUACUGGGCGGGCAGAUAAAAUUUUUUGAACAUUUGGCCAUUGAUUUGAUUUACGUUAUAAUAUUGUCGUAUAUCUAUCAUAUACUCAUCGAGAGUCCAUUGGCUAAUAUUAUAACAUUGAUAUUCAAACCAACCGCUCAAACAAUUAUACCCGUGAUUAAAAACCUGUCGGUGCAAUUAAUCACCAUCUCAAUACUGACACUACAACGACAAUUGUCGCACAAUAAUAACGCCAACCGUAGCCAAUGGGCCGGCAGUUACGACUACAUAGUGGUGGGCUCGGGCUCGGCCGGGGCUGUCAUAGCCUCGCGACUCACUGAAAACCCGGGCGUAACUGUACUACUACUAGAGGCUGGUGGGCCCCAGAAUACCGUAUCGGAUAUGCCCGGACUGACCCCAGCCCUAGUGGGCACCGAGGUGGAUUGGCAAUAUACUACGGUGCCACAGACCCGUAUAGGCCAGGCCUAUACUGGUCGA
Medioppia subpectinata is the source of this 513-nucleotide messenger RNA. The record is from the annotation of a GenBank genome assembly. Lineage: Eukaryota; Metazoa; Arthropoda; Arachnida; Sarcoptiformes; Oppiidae.